AAUUAUUUUAUUAUUUUGAGGUCAAUAGCUGGAAAUGCGGCACCGGGUGGCUACUAAACGAGUAGCGUGCGUCAUCGUGUGCCAUUGAAAGCGAAGCGUUUGGCGAAUCCAAUGGUCAGCGAUGGUUAGAGCAACAAGAAUCGCUUAAUGAUCGAUCGCUGAUCGGUUAAGCUGCCGAGAUCGAAUGAGAUCCGCUGAAAGGAUGGAGUGAUGAGAGGAAGUUAAUUCCCCUCCGGGGGUAUGCCAACCGUGGGGUUGGUACAAUUUUCCUUGAAUCCUGCCAGCCAGCAUGAUCGAUGGAAGAUUGUUUUUUUUUGUUCAUUCCCACAGACGUGUGCUUUAUAAUUGAUGUGCAAUUCUUAGCUGCAAAUGAGAUAGAUCGCAAACAUAGUUCGGUAAUAAUAACUUUUGAGACUUCAAAGGCUAUUAAAAGAUCUCAGAAAAUGUUGAGCUUUAAACAUGAAUACAUUAGAGCUUUGGUUUUAUUGUAAGUAAUCGAAUAAAGCCUAAUAGCAGGAAGAAUGAAUGACACCGUCAGAGUAGACGGCAGUAAACGUUUAGCUGAUCCUAGAAUAGUACUAAAGCGAUAAGGAACAAGAUCUUCGACAUAUGACCUUGCAAAUAGUAUACAACAAAUGUUUGCUAAACUUCCAUUAGCUGCGUGACGUUAGUAUACGUUACCGAUUGCAUCAUUAUACCUUUUUUUGGCUUGCGAUGUGUUCACAUUUCAAUCCACAACCAGCUGAUCUAACGGCCAUAUACUAAUCGUGCGAAAACGAUCAGAUUAAGUAACGCUAUCGUUCGUCCGAAUCAACCGACGCACGAGGGCCAUAACAUCUAUCCCAUCCAUCUACUAAGCUGCAGAUCGGGAACGAUGUGAUGGAUGGCGCAACUAGGGGGAUUUGCAGAAAGUAGCCCAACAGUGCCGCUCGGGUGGUUGAUAAUAUACACCCUAGCAGCCGAUGCGGGUUUGUUGUGUUUCUUGGCUCGAAAUCAUGGAGCAAAAUUGACGUCAAUGGAUGGAUGGGAUUAUAUUUUUUCAUUCUUGUCUUUUGUUUUGCUCGGGUGCUCGGGUUUACUUCGACAGCGCUCUAUCUGGAGCAACCGUGACAACGGUUAUAUCAACAAAAAAAGCGGUUGCAGCAUAAAAAGUAAACAGUGGAUAGUAGUCGCGCGAUCCCCGUCUAUCAGGAAUGGUUUUUCAGCAAACGGUAAGAAAAGCAAAAACAAUCAUGACCAGCGGGAAAUACUUGUGCACGAGCGUACAUCAGCUGAGGGGAAAGUACCAAUCCAAGUGUGGGUAUGUCCCGGGAUAAUGUCAAUGUAAUCUAGAAGCGUGCUGUAAACAGGCCUCUAAUCAUUUGGGGGAUUGUUCGGGAUUCCGUGGAAUACGGUCGAACCAUUGAAGGUUAAUUAUAAUGGGCAGCAUAGGUGCAUAGGUCAUGAUCGUAAUAGUGCUACAAGUAUCUGUCUGAUGGUGCAGUAUGAAUAAUUGAUAAAUCUCAGCGCAAUGUGUCGAAGUUCGAUUGACCAUCGUUAGGUUUGGUUACACUUCGGAAUUGUCACCUCAGUGAGAACGUUCCUGACGAGUCGUACGAUGCAAAAAAUCACCUUCAAAGGACUAACGCAACGUGUGAUUGAUAAGAACGUUGGAUUCUUCAAGGUUCGCCCCAAGCGUCUCGAGUUCGACUGUAGAACUUGGUUCGUUAAACAGCUGCGGGGACUUUGCGACAUUACAGCACUACACGGCUACAGUCAGAUAGUGCGCGAUGGCUACAGCGUGUUGGAACGUUCCGUGUGGUCUUGUGCAGUCGUGGCAUCGACCAUCAGUGCCAUUACGCUGCUUAUGAUAUCGUGGUCCUGGGCCGUGGAAACACCAACCGUUACUGUAACCGAGUCGACGAACUACCCAACCUGGAAUCUACCAUUUCCCGCCGUAACGGUGUGUAACUUGAACAAGAUUUCCGCCCUGGCAGCACUUAACCGUGCCCAGACAAUGCGCCGUCCGGGAAACAUGACGGCUGGGGAACUGUCGGAAAUGUUUCGACUGUUCCUUCACGUGUCCGGCUUGGGGCAGGCUGAUCCAGCUCAAUACAGGCGGUUACACGAUAUUAUGCUUACGAACAACCUGGAAAUACCGCAGCUAAUGGGUGAGUUCACGCCUCCGUGUGGGACACUGCUCGAACGGUGCAUGUGGAAGGGCACACAGUGGCGCUGUGACAAUCUGUUCCAAGUGGUCAACAGUACGGAAGGGUUGUGCUGUUCGUUUAAUUACUACGGUUUGCUGAAGGACAACUACCCGAAGAAGAUUACGGUGAGCGUCCCGAGGGAUCCACGGCGCGUUAUGGCUAGCGGUUACCAGACGGGUCUCUCCAUACUGUUGCAACCGUUCGCGGAAGAUUACCACUCUACGGAUGUUGCCUCGUACGGGUUUAAGGUGAUGAUCCAUAGCUCGUACGACUAUCCCGAUAAUGAUGCCGAGAUAAAGAUUGUGCUCGCUGGCACAGAGUCUUUCAUCACGCUAACACCGACCGCAACCUACGCCACCGACGAUGCACUCUCGUUCGAUCCUAGCGUUCGGAACUGUUACGCCCGUACCGAGCGGGUGUUGAGUGUGCUGCAGCGCUACUCGUACGUGAACUGUAUGGUCGAGUGUAGGGCAGCAACCAUUUACGCCAAAUGUGGCUGCAUACCGUACCAUCUGCCCAACAACGGAUCCUUGCGGAACUGCGAAAUGAAGGAUAUGGAAUGUGUGGUGCGUGCGAGAGACCGUUAUCAGACAGCUGUGCCGGCUAUGAAUGGUUCGGUGGAGCGUAUUUCGUAUCGAUCGAUCACUCCACCUUGUGGUUGUUUGCCAGGAUGUGAUAAGGUUCAGUACCCAUCGCAAAUCGUCACGGGUGUGAUGAAUCGUUCCUUCUCCUUCAACGCUUUAUCAUUUUUCAAAGACAUUCAGCUUAAGAAUCAAAGUUUGGUGCACAUUUUCCUAGCCGAUCUGACUGCAACACACUUUCGCAUGGACAUUUAUCAGGACUCUCUUGGCGUUUUAGCUUCUUUUGGUGGUAUAUUAGGAUUGUUUCUCGGUUUCAGUAUAAUAACGGGCUUCGAAGUGAUUUAUUUCUUCUCGAUUCGUCUGCUGUUUGAUGCGCUAAUGAAGAAAAAUGGUAGACGAAACGCUUCAAAUGAAAAUCAUGAAUGAAGCUUUGGUAUGACAUGCGGGAAGC
Molecule: messenger RNA, 3221 nt
Organism: Anopheles funestus (African malaria mosquito)
Lineage: Eukaryota; Metazoa; Arthropoda; Insecta; Diptera; Culicidae
Product: sodium channel protein Nach-like
Exons: 4
Coding region: 1598-3196 (532 amino acids)
Biological process (GO): sodium ion transmembrane transport
Cellular component (GO): membrane
Molecular function (GO): ligand-gated sodium channel activity
Source: RefSeq, a predicted model, not a curated record